CAUCGCACGGCUGCUCAACACAGAUCACGUGCAUUCAACACUUUAAGUUUCAAUAUGCACAGCCAUCCCACAGCCACGCGGUUCUCUUUUCUCCGGAGCCCAGCCGGGGUUUAUCGACAAAACACCGCGCAAUUGGCCGAGUUGCAGCUGAAUAGAAAGAGGUUUUGUUAGUUGCUGCUGCGGAGAGAAGACGCAGCACUUUCGCCGAGAAAAAGAACGGCGCCGGGCUGAGGGACAAAGGCCGAGAACUGCUGCUGCCGCGUACGCGUAUUUGGCUGCUUCUUCCCAACCAUCUCUCUUCUGCUCAACACACUCCCUUCUCUCUUCAUCCUCACUACUUCACUUGCUGUCCGUCGAGAUGAAAGUAGCUGAUCAGGAUCUCCCGAAACUCGUCUUCGUCCCCACCGAUCGCGACACCAUCGACAUCCACUACACCUACCCCACCCUCCACGCCCAACCCUCCCGCGUGCACUACGUCGUCCAGUUCAAAGACAAAGCGACACCCAUCGCGCGUCCUCCACCGCCCGUCAUCGACUCCAAAUCAUCAGCACCCUCAAACGUACCCUUCUCGCCCGUCCUCUCCUCCACCCCCGCAGAAGAUGCCCCUCUGAUCCCGCUCUCGGUCGAGACCGUCACCCACAAGAUCGGAGACCCAGCUUCUCUCAUCUUGCUCGGCGAAUAUGAGCUCACGCACUCGGUCUUCUCGUCCGCGCCGCCUGCGUACUCCGAGCUCGAGAGCGCGUCCCCAACUACCUCCCAGCGUACUACCAGACUCACAAGCCUCGCUACCCUCCACCUGCACAACCCCUCCGCCAGAACGAGACUGAUCGCCCCCCUCCCCACCGCAGCAGCAACCACAUCCGACCCCAAAUUCUUCUACGAGACUCUCAAGCGCGCGCGGAGUUCGCCCCCGGGCGUAGGAUUCACCUACGUCCGUCCUGCGAUGGCCGACCCCGAAACCGGGACUACGAUCCCCGCAAAGUCCUUCACCUUCAACUGGGAGCAGACCAGCGUCAGUCACCCGCAGCUUCUCCGUGGCUCGAUCCCGUCUCUGCACGCAAAGCUGGUCUACGUCGAUCCCACCGUGCGCUUGCAAAUCGCAGAACUAUUCAUCUACAACCUCAACGUUUUCCUGCUCCCCGCUGCGCCGGGCUACUUCAUCGGCGCCGACGCGUCAAGACGCUACAACGAGCUCACGAUCGACGAGCACAACCUCUACAAACUCAACAUCAUCGCCGACCGGAAGGGCUUCGAAGUCCAAAUGCUGCUCUCCGCCUUCGCCCUCGCGACCGCCGGCGAGCGCGCGCGCUCCCUUCGCAAUCUCUCGCUCAAGCAGCGGCAGGAAUACGAAGCCUCCUGCCGCGCCGCAAGACAGGCUGAGCAAGAAGCUGCAAACAGAGCGGCGGUAGAGGAACGCGAUGCCCGCAGGCGCGAAGAGCAGGAGGCUAGGGAAGUUCUGCGGCGGAUUGAAGAAAGCGAGCGAGAGACUGCGGAGUUGCUUGCGCGCGAGAAACGUGAGUAUGAGGAGAAGUUGAAGAGGGAUGAGGAUCUUGCGAGGAGGUUGGCGGAGGAGGACACCGAGGCCGAGCGCAAGGACGAGGAGUAUGCCAGAAGUCUGCAGGCGCAGUGGGAUGGUACCGCCGGCGCCGCGUCGCCCUCGGCUUCUUCCUCUACCUCGACGUCGACUUCCUCAUCUGAUAAACGGAGAUCAUUUCUACCACCCUGGGCCAGAAAAUCGAAAUCCUCCUCCUCAUCAUCAUCACCUGCAUCCAGCCGCCCUUCCUCGGGCGACAAAUCGACCGACGACGCGAGAAGACGGCUGAAGCAGCAGCAGAAAGACGAGGAAUUGGCGAGGAAAUAUGCAAAGGAGGAUCAAGAAGCAUGGCAGAGACUGUCUAGCAAAUCCAGAACAGCUACUACGGACGAGUUUAGGAAUCGGCCGUAUACCAGUGCAGAGAUUUGAACAAGUUGCUUGAGCGUUAAUGAAUAUAGAAACAAGUUUAUUGCGAGCUAUUUAGCACUUAUAAUUACACAUAUUUACA
Molecule: messenger RNA, 2042 nt
Organism: Myxozyma melibiosi
Lineage: Eukaryota; Fungi; Ascomycota; Lipomycetes; Lipomycetales; Lipomycetaceae
Exons: 2
Coding region: 359-1963 (534 amino acids)
Source: RefSeq, a predicted model, not a curated record